AUGUCGUUCCCGAAGACGAUACAGGCGAUCACCAUCAACAAGAACGGAGGCGUCGACGCUCUGGAGAAACAGUUGGUGCCGUUCCCUCAGCAGAACCCGAGCAAUGUCCUGGUGAAGGUUCAUUAUGGGGGUGUCAACUUCGUCGACACAUACUACCGAAGCGGACUCUACCCAACUAAGUCGUUUCCUCUCGCCAUUGGCACAGAGGCUUCUGGUGUCAUUGUCGCACUGCCGACAGAUGAAGCGGUAUUGAAUGAUGAACAGUACAAGAAGCGCGGAUACAAGGUCGGCGACAAGGUUGCGGUGAUGACUCUUGGAUCGCACGCCGAGUAUGUCUCUGCGCCCUACACGAAGGUCUACGCCGUGCCGGAAUCCGUCUCCCUUUUAAUUGCAGCUGCUAGUAUCCUCCAAGGUCUCACUGCGCUCACCUUCAUGACCGAGUCCUAUUACGUGAAAAAGGGCGACUAUGUCUUCAUCCACACCAUCGCGGGCGGUCUUGGCCUGAUCUUCAGCCAGAUAGCAAAGCAUCGCGGGGCGAUCGUAAUUGGGACGACGUCCACCCCGGAGAAAGCGGAGGUCGCGAAGAAGCAUGGUGCAGACCACGUAAUCCUUUACACUAAGGAGAACACCGUCGAUCGCGUGUUGGAGAUCACGAACGGCGAAGGCGUGCAUGUCGUGUAUGAUGGUGUUGGGAAGGAUACCUUUGAAGAUGACUUUAAGCUUUUGCGCCGAAAGGGCACGCUCGUCUCUGUGGGGAACGCCUCAGGGCCGGUACCGCCCUUCGCGCCCCUCAAGCUCGUUGAGAAGAAUCUCGCCAUUCUUCGUCCGGCCUUGGCGAACUACACCGUCACGCCAGAAGAGACCCUUCAGUACGGCACGGAGCUCUUCCAGCUCAUCUCUAGUGGCGUCAUCAAGAUCGUCGUGUACAAGGAAUACCCGUUCACGACAGAGGGUGUGCGUGAGGCUCAGACUGAUCUGACGACGAGGGGCGGGAAGACUAUCGGGAAGUUGGUGAUCAAGAUCGCGGAGAACUGA
Messenger RNA from Laetiporus sulphureus 93-53, 1035 nucleotides. RefSeq names its product NAD-P-binding protein. Gene Ontology annotation, biological process: cellular response to oxidative stress. Gene Ontology annotation, cellular component: cytoplasm. The coding region runs from base 1 to 1035 and encodes 344 amino acids. Gene Ontology annotation, molecular function: quinone reductase (NADPH) activity. The record is from RefSeq and is a predicted model, not a curated record. NCBI's taxonomy places the organism in Eukaryota, Fungi, Basidiomycota, Agaricomycetes, Polyporales, Laetiporaceae. The transcript is spliced from 7 exons.